AUCAAAAUUCCGAACCCAUAAAUUUAAAAUGCUGGCAAGCGGUGAAGCAAAACAAAUUCUGUUCUUUACCUUAAAAAAGUUAAUGGUGAAAAGUGGAUUAGUUCACUUUUCAAACUGUUGCUAAAUAAGUAUUCAAAUCCAGAGUACAGAGAGUAAUGCCAAAGAAUCCCUUUGCAUCCCGCAACCUUUUUGGCUAAAGAUUCAGUGGAAAGUAUACUUUGUUUUUUUGGUCAAAGUACAAAAAAUGGCUAUGGAACCAACUGUUAAAGUGGUUCUUGGUUCAAUUGCCUUUGCUAUUUUUUGGGUAUUGGCAGUUUUUCCUGCUGUCCCUUUCAUGCCUAUUGGAAGAACUGCAGGGUCUCUCCUUGGGGCUAUGCUCAUGGUCCUUUUUCGAGUCUUGACUCCAGAUCAAGCCUAUGCUGCUAUUGAUCUUCCAAUUUUAGGCCUUCUCUUUGGUACUAUGGUUGUUAGUGUUUAUCUAGAAAGAGCAGACAUGUUUAAGUAUUUGGGUAAAUUGCUUGCUUGGAAGAGCCAAGGAGCCAAGGAUUUACUUUGUCGAAUCUGCUUGAUUUCAGCCGUUUCAAGCGCCUUUUUUACCAACGAUACUUCUUGUGUUGUGUUAACCGAGUUUGUAUUGAAAAUAGCUAGGCAACAAAAUCUCCCACCCCAUCCUUUCUUAUUAGCUCUAGCCUCGAGUGCAAAUAUUGGAUCAUCGGCAACUCCAAUUGGGAAUCCUCAGAAUUUAGUCAUAGCAGUACAAAGCAAGAUAUCUUUCGGGAAGUUUUUAUUUGGAAUUCUUCCUGCACUGCUUGUUGGCGUAGUUGUUAAUGCCGUGCUGCUGCUUUGUAUGUAUUGGAAGGUGUUGUCUGUCCAGAAGGAUGUAGAAGACGUAGUUCCUGAGGAAGAAGUAGUGUCCCAUCGGUUUUCUCCAGCAACAAUGUCACAUCUUAAUUCCUCGAAUUCUCAAGAAUUGAACAAUGCCUUGGAUUCAAUAACUAUCAGCAGCUCUCCUGGGAAUCAUGCUGAGACACUUAGAAAUCGUGGCAAUUUUGGAGAAAGUGAGAUACAAAAUGCCUCGAAAGAAGGAUCCAAUGAUGGACCAGUAGAGAAAAGAGAAGAGAAUGUGUCUUCAAAAACUGAUGAAUAUGAAGACGAAAAUUUCACAUCGUAUGACGAAAAGGAGAAAUGGAAAAAUAUGUUGUGGAAAGUAUGUGUUUACCUGGUUACCAUUGGGAUGCUAAUAGCUUUGUUAAUCGGUCUGAAUAUGUCUUGGACUGCUAUCACUGCAGCACUUGUACUCGUCGUUCUUGAUUUCAAAGAUGCUAGGCCAUCUUUAGAAAAGGUUUCCUAUUCACUCUUGAUAUUCUUCUGUGGUAUGUUCAUCACGGUUGAUGGCUUUAACAAAACUGGGAUUCCAAGUGCUGUUUGGGAUCUUAUGGAGCCAUAUUCCAAGAUAGAUCAUGCUGCGGGAAUAGCAGUUCUUGCUCUGGUCAUACUAGUCCUGUCAAAUGUGGCUUCAAAUGUGCCUACUGUGUUGCUGCUUGGAGCACGCGUAGCUGCAUCAGCAGCUGCAAUAUCUCCUGCUAGCGAGCAGAAAGCAUGGCUCAUCUUAGCCUGGGUCAGCACUGUCGCAGGGAACCUUUCACUAUUAGGCUCAGCAGCAAACUUAAUAGUGUGUGAGCAGGCUCGUCGCGCUCAACACUUCGGCUACAAUCUGUCAUUCUGGAGUCAUCUGAAAUUUGGAGUUCCAUCUACGCUUAUUAUUACAGCCAUUGGUUUGAUUCUUAUUGGAGGAUGACACAUAUUUAGCCACUGUACUUCUGUUCAUAAGCUUCAAAAUAGAUUGUCAGAUUCAGCUCUCAUUCUUGUUUAAGUGUUGAUUCAUGGAAAGGUAUUUAUGAACUGUACAGUUUCUUUAAAUUUUCAGCAUUACCACUUUCAAACUGA
Messenger RNA from Nicotiana attenuata, 1947 nucleotides. Its product is annotated as putative transporter arsB. The record is from RefSeq and is a predicted model, not a curated record. NCBI's taxonomy places the organism in Eukaryota, Viridiplantae, Streptophyta, Magnoliopsida, Solanales, Solanaceae. Gene Ontology annotation, biological process: transmembrane transport. Gene Ontology annotation, cellular component: membrane. Bases 245 to 1798 code for a protein of 517 amino acids. The transcript has 4 exons.